This is a messenger RNA of Drosophila mauritiana, 3897 nucleotides long. RefSeq names its product zinc finger protein OZF. The record is from RefSeq and is a predicted model, not a curated record. Lineage: Eukaryota; Metazoa; Arthropoda; Insecta; Diptera; Drosophilidae. The transcript has 4 exons. Bases 1856 to 3424 code for a protein of 522 amino acids.
GUCUAUCGGUGAAUACACAUCACUAAGAUUAAGAACAACAUUAAAAAACCACCGAAAACUGUUAUUUAUUUUGCUGGACAAAUCGCAGUAUUGGCUUAGAAUAGGCAAACCCACAAAGUCCCACAAAGGUCUAGCCGCAGGCAGCACGAUGGAUACACCCUGAAUAGCCAGUCGGACUGCCAGCUAGCGGAUUGCAAAAAUAGGACGCGGAAUGCAUAGGAAGUCCAAGUGUGUCCCAUUCGGGGUGACGAUAAGUGUUCCUGUGGAUCGAAGGCCCUUAGCCUAGCAAUUCCCGCUUUUUGCGAAGGUAAGUCCACGCCCGAUGGGGCUUUGGUGUUGGUGUUGAAUGUGGAGCCCCUGGGCCAAAUGUGUAGCAUAUGUUUAGAAUAGAUUGGUUUGCGUAUAUGAGUGCUGUGGUGCUGGUGCAUUAAUUACUAACAAUCGGUUGCAAGACCCCGAAACUACACAGUCGUCGAGUUUUGUGUCCCGAAUACGAAAGACUUCAACGGUCCCUCCCCUCCUCCAGCGACCCCCGCCGCCUUAACCCUUACCCACCCCCAUAACCCCGCCUAUUUAGCAUUACAAAACUGCUGUUAUGUAUUCACUUCUUUAUUUUCGCUUUUUGUGUGUGAUUUUCGCUGUCGUUCGUGCUUUUUGCCCCGUUCUCUUUCAGUUUCGAUUCCCAGCUCCGGAUUCUAGCUUUAAUUCGCUUUUUCAACAGUUUGGUCGAGGGCCGUUGUGCUGCGAAAGUGAGUUAGUUUUCAGCUUCUGCGGGUGCGGCUCUAAUGAACCAUUAACCCUCCGCAGGGGCAGGGGGUUGCUCGGCACUGGAAUCGGAAUCGGAGGGUUCCCAAUCUGCUUGCCAGAUGUUCGUCGCAGUCCAGGGUCAUCGUCAUCGCUCUUAUCCAGUUGCAUUUCCAGUGUGCUCGCUUUUCAUUGGAAACUCCGCCGCCUCGGAGAACAGACGCCGCGGGAUCGAAAACGCUCAGGUUGCACAGCUUUAUCUCGAUAUCUGUCUAUAGCUCUACCGUGAUUUUAGUGAGUGCGGUGGAUUGCUUAUCAGUUGUUGCCUUUCUCGGGAUCUUAUCAGGCGCUUUCUCCAUCUCGCUCCCGCCCAAACAAAAGAUUAAGACAACAAACUGGGAAUUUUUUGUGGAAGCUUACGUUCGCUGGAAAUGCCAUUUGAUAACGCGAUCCACUUCAAGACAUGGGCUCCUAGCUCUAUACACCGCGAAAAACAGUGCACAACAUUUCGUUGUUAACUAGAUUUGUAAAGAAACGAAUAUAUUUUUUAAUUGAAUAGCUAAUGGAUUGCAAUCAAUUAACUAAUUAUGAUAAACAACGUUUAAAAAUCUCACAUGAUUUGGACAACACUGCAAAAAUAGUAAGAACUAUUGCAAUAACACGUAUAAAAGUGUCAUGCACUUCGAAGCACUUAAAUAUGCAAAUCCCCCAAUUUUGGUAAUAUUUUUCCUGUGCAUAGGUCUUAUCACUGUUGACACAGCUGGAGGUUCUGUUCCGUUGCUGUUUCUCUUCUUGUUUCUGUUUCGGCCUCACUUACGGUUACUAUUUCUGUCUGUGUUUUUGAUUCUCCGUCUGCUUCGGAACGUGGCGCUCGGCGAGUGGAGAAUUAAAACAGCUCUUAACUUUUUUGCAGCCCAUCUGAACUAAUCCAAACCAAAGGUGAAUGGGAACUAUCCUAGAAGUAGCAAUCGAACCAAAAAAUACGAAUACCCUAAAUACAUACGUAGAACAUUAACCCUAGAAGUAAAGCCAAACGCAGCAGGUGCCGGUGUUUCCCAGGAAGCGGUCCCCAGAUAUUUAGUUACGAACCCAAAUAAUAAAAACCAAACAAAUGGUACGCAGCCGUCGCAGUGUGUCCAAGGAGGAUGCCGUCUCUCUGCUCACGGACAGCGGCAUAUCGCUGUCAUCGCCGCCGGCGGCGAGGGAAUCCUCACCAGGCCCCACGCUUGCGAUCCAGAGGAGGAAGAGCAGCUUGGCAAGUCUGCGCGAUGCCUGUGUGGACGACGAGGAGGACGACGGCGGAGAACAGGACUCAAAAGAUCAUGACUACGUGCAGCCGCAGCUUAAGAAGUCUGCCCGAAAGGACGAACCGGUGAAACGCAAGCACCAUGUCUGCAGUCAAUGCUCCAAGGAGUUCGGUGGCAAGACGGAUCUGCAACGCCACAUGCUUAUCCACUCGGACGAACGACCUCACAAGUGCAAGGAUUGUGGCAAGAGCUACCGCCAGGCGGUCAACCUGAAGAACCAUAUCACCACCGCCCACGAGCAUCGGAAGCAGUUCGUCUGUUCUCAGUGCCCAAAAUCAUUCGCCCUCAAGGAGCGCCUGCGGCUCCACAUGCGCCUCCACUCUGGCGAGAAGCCCUAUCCUUGCGCCCUCUGCGACAAAAAAUUCGCGCGAGGAGGUCAACUGCAACAGCACAUGGUUUCUCACCACAAGACUAGUAUCCAGCAGUUCAACUGCACCAAGUGCUCGGCUAGCUUCUCAACCAACGCCAAUUUACGGGUGCACAUGGAGCGACACGAGCAGGGCAUGGAGCACCGGUGCAGCAUCUGUGAGAGCCAAUUCGCCAACGAGCUGGCUCUGCGAGCCCACAUAAACCAGGAGCACCACAAGCUGACGCAAUUUGAGUGCGAGAUAUGCCAUAAGAUGAUCGAGCCGGACGAAGAUUUGGCCACUCACAUGCAGAGGCACGCCGCUGUUAAGACACACGUGUGCGAGGUGUGCAACACAUAUUUCACCCAGAAGAGCCAGUACAAUGUCCACAUGCGGAUGCACACGGGAGAGCGCCCCUAUCAGUGUAGGAUCUGCCACCAGACCUUUGCCCAUUCAAGCGUACUAAAACUGCACAUCCGGAAGCACACGGGGGAAAAACCCUUUCGCUGCCAGCUGUGCGAAGACGAAGUAGCCUUUUCUCAGCUGGCGCACCUAAAGAACCACAUGAAGAAGAUACACAAACAGCAAAAGCCCUACAUGUGCGAAGGCUGCCACGAGUUUUUUAAGAUCAAGGUGGAGCUGCAGUCGCAUGUUGAGCAGUGCGCCAAGUGUCCAGUUGACGGGGACAAGCCUAGUGGCAAUCAGUCUGAAGAUGCGCAAAUUCUUUCUGUGUUAAGAUUUAACAUGGCAGUAGUACUGAAAAAAAUUAGCUCCGCUCAAAAGCUGCGUCAGUUGGGCUACGAGAAGCGUCUAAUCGAUAACGUUAUCAUUGCAUCCUUGAAGCUGGCUCAGCGACAAUCCCAUGACGACGUCACGAUGACACCAUUGGCCAGACUCCGGCUAAAUGUGGAGGAAUUUCUUAAGUGGAUUGUGCCAGCCCCCACAAUGCAGAAAUUUAGCGACGAAUUGUUGUCUAUCGACACCAUUCUCGAGAAAAUUGCCACCAUGUAUAUGAAACAGAAGUAGAAUCCAGGAGUUGCUAGCCAACGCCAAAUGCGAGUGUGCCAUAGAAGAAGGAUUUGAAGAACUAGUUCUUGCCAUUUAGUUUAAUGUUUAGUAACCCAAAGUUGCAGAACGAAACCCAACCAAAUAAUUUAUCCCAAAGAUGUAUACUUUAUAGUACAGAUCAUUUUACUGAAUUACUACCCUUAUCCCAAUUUUGCUGCUACCAAAAAGUAUAAUUUGAAGAAUGUAUGAGUUAGUGUUGUCAUAAUAAUUUUCCUAUUAAAGGAAAUUAGUUUAAGAAUGAAUUUCGAUGCAAUAAUUUAUAUAAUAAUAAGUCUAACAUGAUUGAAACCUCAAAUAUUUUUGUAUACUUAGUCUUGCCAGAGCAACAGAUUGUCUCGGAGUGAAUCUAUAACAGCUCAAGUGCAAUACAACUCAUUGUGGCCAUGCUUGUAAAAUUAAUAAACUUAAUGCAUUUAGUUGCCAUUUGUCUU